Lepisosteus oculatus (spotted gar) is the source of this 4891-nucleotide messenger RNA. Its product is annotated as alpha-1,3-galactosyltransferase 2. The record is from RefSeq and is a predicted model, not a curated record. Lineage: Eukaryota; Metazoa; Chordata; Actinopteri; Semionotiformes; Lepisosteidae. Gene Ontology annotation, biological process: carbohydrate metabolic process. Gene Ontology annotation, molecular function: hexosyltransferase activity; protein dimerization activity. Gene Ontology annotation, cellular component: membrane; vesicle; Golgi apparatus.
UAUUUGGUGCCGUUUGUCCCAACAGUCAGCACCCUUUUACCUUUUCUUAAAACAAAAUAGUUUCGGUAAAUUCAAAGUGGUGAAGCAACUUGAGAGGAACAUCAAUUGUUUUCUAUCCGAAAUUUUCUCCAUCGAACAGCCCAAUAACCCGAGUUGCUGUAAAAAAAGGAGUUUAAAAAAAUCAGGGCCGUGAAGGUCGGAAACAAGCUAUCCAACCAUAUCUUUAUGACCUAGAUCUUUCAAGAAAAUGGAGGAAAUCCCCGAAUUCACUUAGCAACGCUAAACCCAACAAACAAGACAGGUGAAAUGGUUUCCUGCCAUCUUCAAACGCUAAGGGUCCAGAAGAAUUUCUGGGAAUCUCGCUCGUGUCUGCAGAACACAAGAGGGUGAUGUUUUCAGCUUCUUGGGCGGCUACUUCUGAAAUUGCAAACUCUUCUUUAAAAAAAAAAACAGCUGGGUAACCACACUUUGCAGUUGGUGGAAAUACAGUUGGUCUUCCGCAUUUCUUCGUGAUCGACUCUAAAUUUAUUACCCAGCGUAUUUUCCUGUGAUUUAUAUAAACUGGGAGGCUCCAUCUCGGCGUCCAUCUUCAUGUUUCCGGGAUUUCUGGAAAGGGUGGAGGUUUUUUUGUGUGUGUCCUUCCAGACUGUGCGUACCUCACCUGUUGGAGAGCCACUGGCUCUGAGGACAAACGCGAGGAUUAAAAGAUGACAAGGCUUCAUAUUAUCACUGAGAUUUGACUUUGUUUUUACUCCUCCUGUGUGUGUGUUUUCUUCAAAUUGUGUUUCCUCGGACAUGGGUUAGAAUAGACACACCCUACAGUACCGCAUUUAUAAAGUAACAAUACAGCGCAUCCGCUCCCCAGCCGCCCUGCUGGAUCAGGUGUGCUGUAAGGGUUCUGUUCUGCAAAGGCUUGGAAAGACUACGGGGGUGGCGACCCAUCCAGUCCACCUGCAACAAUGAGGCAGUAUCUCAAGGUCAAGAAAAUAUACCUUCUUUGCAUCCCUAUUGUACUUUUCAUCGCCAGCUUUGGGCCUGUGUCUGUCAGGUUCUUUGAAGGGUUCAUUCCCAUGGAAAAGUGCAUUUUGCCUCCUGGGACAAAAUUACGACCUGAAAAUGAUGUUGACAAUUCCCUAGAUCUGUGGUCCAGGACAGACGUCCAGACAUGCACGUACUGGAGAGCUCCAGUCAUCUGGGACGGCAUGUUUAACCCGGAAUACUACGAUGUGUUUUACAGAAAGCAAAACACCUCUGUUGCAUUGACCGUAUUUGCUGUUGGCAAGUACCUGGACACCUACCUCAAGGACUUCCUCACCUCUGCAGAGCGUUACUUCAUGGUGGGUUUGCGAGUGACCUACUACAUCUUCACGGACGAUCCCACGAAGGUCCCGCAGGUCGCGCUGGCCCCAGGGCGGGAAGUCGUCACCCUGCAGGUGGAGCGGCACAGGCGCUGGCAGGACAUCUCCAUGAUGCGGAUGAAGUCCAUUGCCGACACCAUCGAGUCGCAGGUGCGCCACCGGGCCCAGUACGUCUUCUGCCUGGACGUGGACCAGGUCUUCGUGGGUCGGUUCGGCACGGAGGCCCUGGGGGAUUCUGUGGCGCUGAUGCACGCCUUCUUCUACCGCACCCCGAAGUUCAGGUACACCUACGACCAGAACCCCAAGUCGGAGGCCUUCAUGGAGAAGGGCGACAUCUACUACCACGCUGCUGUCUUCGGGGGCACAUGGCAGAAUGUGAAGCGCCUGACCGAGAGCUGCUACAAGGGUAUCAUGAAGGACAAGGAGAACCAGGUGGAGGCGCUCUGGCAUGACGAGAGCCACUUAAACAAGUACUUCUGGAUCCAUAAGCCAACAAAAGUUCUCUCCCCUGAGUACUGCUGGGCGCCAGAAAUCGGCUAUCGCAUGGAUUUGCAUUUUCCCAGGCUUGUCUGGGCUGAGAAGCAUUACAGAGCACUCAGGCAGUAGAUGGAAAGUUCAUUGACUGGGAUCAUUCUCUAUGCACACAGACUUACUCCCUUUCUAUUAUUUAAAUAUUUCUUGAAUGUAUUCUUAUCACGAGUUUCAAAAAAUGGUGGUUAUUCUUCUUUCUCAAUGGGCCUGUUCUACGUUGCAGACCUGUGAGACAGCACUGAUUUUGCUUUUGUGUUUUGUGUUCCCUUUGCAAAACUUGUCAGCGUUAGUACUCAGGAGCCUUGUGGCAUCGGUGUCCCCAAGUGCCUCGUUAUCUCACUUGCCUUUAAAGAUCUUCAUUAAGUAUCUGCGACUCAGGGAGAAAAUGCUGCCUUGUUUCCAUGGCGCUGUGUAAUGUGUAAAAUUCAGCUAUCCUUAAACCCGCCAUUCUCCGUCUUCCACUAUCUGGUAUUUGUGCUAAGACUUGUACAAGGUUUAUUAACAAUCCUUUAUGAUCAAUCAAUUAGAAAUAUCUUUGAAUCCUUCUUAACUUCUGCCAGUUUUGUUUUGAAGUCACAUGCUUACAACCAAUAUUUGGUCUAUAUGGUCCUUUGUGCAACUCUGGAUAUUUCAACUGAUGCUUGACAAGGGUGAGCCAAAACAGAUCUCCUGGCAUUUACAGUACUCUUCAAGUGGUGCCAGCCAAACAGGUGCAAGAGAAGCUCUUUGAAGAUGUUAAAUGAAAUUGUUAACUGUUUCCUGAAGUCCCUGUGAAUAGUGGUAAGAACAUAGUGCUCAGCAAUGCUCUCGAAGAUACAGAAGGUAGUGUUCUUGACCUAUGUAUGACUUUCAGUGGAUCCUGUUUCUGCCCAUAAUAGACAAAUUGUGGAUCAUAGCGUCCAUCAUAAGUAUGUCCUUCAGGAAUUCAGUUUAACUUUGAAAUUGAUGCCAGUAUCAGCAAGAUUAUGAGGCCUGGUCUGGAAAUUAUGCAUGAAUAACGAUUGAAAACAUUGCUUGAGACCGAAUGUAUCACAUUAAUUUUAGAUAUAUGUCAAAGGCUAGUUGAUAUAUUCUUGCAAUACCUGUAUUUUUUUUACCAGUGUUAAGAUUUAUUCGUUAAGUUAUAGAAGUGUUCUGCAAAGCAUAAGUAAUUACAAACUCAAUUGUGUGCACCAUGUUGUUCACCAGUUAAUUAUAUUUCUUAAACUGUAGUUAUUUUGAUUCUAUAUUACUUAGUAGAUCAGUAUUUAAGUAGGAUUUUACUGAAGACAUUCAGUGCUUUAAAAAUAUGAGAAUGGCAUAUAUCCGCUGAAGAGAGAAGGCAAGAAACUGCAUUUUAUUAGGCUUUUAAACAUACUGUAGCUCUAGUAAUCUCUAUCUUGGAAGAUUUUUCUUUUUGUUUCUUCCAAGCUUUCAGGCUGCCUCUAGUUGAGCUUUGUGUAGCCAGAUGUAAUGUUCCAGGUGAAAUGUUAAGAACAUGCCAGAUUAAGAUUUGUUGCAAGUUUAUAUGCUGAUAUUUAUAUUCACACUGGUCAUCACAUGCUGAUUUGUGAAAGACCGACCCAGUUCCAUAAAUGUCAAGCCAAAUAGUUCUGAAGCUGGUAGACCCAAAAUAUAGUGAAAUGAGGUCCCCAUAUAAGUCAUAAUGGUCACCCGACUGCAGUAUCAUUCUCAUAUUUAAACUAGACUCUUUUCAAAAACAGCUUAAGGAUUUAACUCCAAAUUGAACACAUCUUCUCUGUCACAAUUCUUGCAUUCACAUUUCUGGAAUAUGAUACAUAUCAUCACGGGCAGCUACUGAUUGACACCUGAAAAGAAAUUUGCAGCUUCGACAGCCAAGAUGGUGACCUGAGCCUCAUUUCCAAAAAGUCUUUUUCGGAAAUGGUCAAGUAUUUGAUUUGAACCUUGGCAGAUAUCUGCAACAUCCUCACCUGCUUCACAUUUCAAUUUGGCUGCAGUUUAAGAGGCUUCUGUUCAAAACGUGUUUAGAUAGUGUAAGAUGACCAGGGGAAGGGUCAUCCAGGACGGGUAUUUCAGGAACGAUCUGCUCAAUAAACUCGACUUAGACCUGAGCAAGAUGGCCGCCAAGAGAAACCAGCUGACCCGCAGAUGGAAAGGGCUCAGUCUGAAAAACAACGAGACACAGGUGUGUCUCAUCAGGAAAAUAUAUAUACCCUGAACAGUGACCUGGCGUGGAAGCCAGUAGGUGAAUGCGUUUUGGAGGAGAUAGUAGAAUCAGGUUGGUGUUGGUAAGGAUUUAAGAAUAACGGAUUAACGGAAGACAUAAAGGAUUACGGUUUACGGUUUGUGAUUUGGAUACGACACGGAUUUGUGGAACUUUACAGACUUUGAAACUCAGACUGAAUAAAGAUUGAGCGAACGGAUUGCGGACUGGCUUGGAAGAUGUACGGACUGGAGAAACAGAGGAAACUCCACAGAAAUUAAAGAAGAGAAGCGUGGUGUGAGUACUUUUGUCUCGGUUACAUAAACCUUUCCCCCGGAGACACCACAAUAGUCAAACCAGUUUAGGUAUUUAUCAUUCUGGCACCUGGGAUAAAUUCAGUUAUACUCGUUUAAAAUGGUAUUCCCGUGCAAACUGGGGUUUAACCAAUUUCUUGUACAGAAAUGUCAAAAUUCCUUUGUUGUAAAAAAGGUUUGUAAGUUUGUGGUAGCAAACUCCAGAUUUUUCAGAUAUCACUCAUGGGGCCAAUACAGCUCAUGUUGUCUAAAACGUGUUACUCUCGGAGGAUAGAAAUGGAAGCUACAGGUUAGCUACCAAAACCAAAUGGUCCCUUCUCAUUCUGUAGCCUUUCUUACAUAUUAAUGGUCUUGCAUAACAAAUGGCUGGUUCUUUACAAUCUUCCUUCCAUUUAAUUUCACAUCACUUUACUACAGUGUGGUACAACUGAAAUUGUCAUUGGUUUUCAUUUGAGAAAAGUGAAUCCUUCAUUUGUCUGUUCUGCUAACAGUAACCAAAUAACAUUAAAUAAUAAUAAACACUA